This is a messenger RNA of Pleurotus ostreatus (oyster mushroom), 471 nucleotides long. RefSeq lists its product as uncharacterized. Gene Ontology annotation, molecular function: iron ion binding; monooxygenase activity; oxidoreductase activity, acting on paired donors, with incorporation or reduction of molecular oxygen. The transcript has 4 exons. The record is from RefSeq and is a predicted model, not a curated record. Bases 1 to 471 code for a protein of 156 amino acids. NCBI's taxonomy places the organism in Eukaryota, Fungi, Basidiomycota, Agaricomycetes, Agaricales, Pleurotaceae.
AUGGCCACCAAAUCCUGUGAUGAUGAAUUCGCCACAAUAUUGAACGACAUAACAUUUACUCAGAACAACGGCGGCACCCCCGGCGCAACUAUACUCAAUACUAACCCAUACCCAGUACAAUCCUACCCUUCGUGGUUCCCCGGGACGCACUACGCCUCAUUCGCUCGGGAAUGGAAGUGGGCCAUCAACAAGUUGUUCGACGUGCCAUAUGAGAAAGUGAAGAAGCAAAUAGUGACCGGCGGUACCGCAGAGCCAUCGUUCCUCCGCACACAUAUAGAGGCGGUUUCUGGGUCUGGAAAGGUCCUUACAAACGAAGACAUCCAAGACCUCAAAGGGUUUGCCGGUGUCCUCUUCGCUGGGGGUGCUGACGCAAAAAAGGGACAGGAGGAACUCGAUCGUGUUAUUGGCCAUGGUCGGCUCCCGACCUUUGAGGUAAUACAUCCACAGCUAAAGUCCAAUGAUAAUCCAUGA